Messenger RNA from Sesamum indicum (sesame), 1840 nucleotides. RefSeq names its product dnaJ protein P58IPK homolog. The record is from RefSeq and is a predicted model, not a curated record. NCBI's taxonomy places the organism in Eukaryota, Viridiplantae, Streptophyta, Magnoliopsida, Lamiales, Pedaliaceae. Gene Ontology annotation, cellular component: endoplasmic reticulum lumen. Gene Ontology annotation, molecular function: protein binding.
GUAAUAAUUUUCACUUGGUUGCUUGCUGUACUUAAAAUCCUAGACUUGCAAAACUCGCACAUUUAACGCGCGCAUGUAUCUAUAGUUGAAUCCCUGGUUUCCAUUAAUUGUAGUUUUGUUGCAGAGUGUUGAACGCUGUGUGACAUUGAGGUGGAGAUGGGGAUGAAGCUCUGUGGUUCUGAUUUCGUGGCGUGCAGAGGCUUUCUUUACACAGUAUUUAUUCUGAAUUUCGUGUUGUGCUGCCACCUCCUGCAACUCCAACCGUUUGUAGAUGGAAAACCUGGUGAUACUGCUGCUCUGUUUGAGAGAGUUUCGCAGAGUAUAAAAGCGAAGAAAUAUAAUGAGGCACUUGCUGACCUCACUGCUGCUAUCGAGGCAGAUCCAGCACUUUCAGAAGCAUAUUGGCGUGGAGCAUCCAUUCUUCGUCAGCUGUGCAGAUAUGAGGAAUCGGAGAAAAGUUACAAAAAGUUUCUGGAGAUGAAACCUGGGAAUUCAGCUGCAGAAAAGGAGCUUUCUCAGUUAUAUCAAGCUCAGAAUGCCUUAAGUUCAGCUCACAAUCUUUUUGAUUCAGGAGAUUUUACCAAAGCACUGGAAUAUAUUGAUAAAGUUGUACUUGUUUUCUCCCCAGCAUGUCCCAAGGCCAAACUCCUCAAAGUCAGAUUAUUAUUAGCAUCUAAAGAUUAUUCGAAUGCCAUAUCUGAGACAGGAUACAUUCUUAAAGAGGAUGAGGACAAUUUAGAGGCUUUGCUAUUGCGUGGUCGUGCCUACUAUUAUUUAGCUGAUCAUGAUGUUGCCACCAGGCAUUACCAGAAGGGCCUUCGCCUAGACCCUGAGCAUGGUGAACUUAAGAAGGCAUAUUUUGGACUGAAGAACCUCCUCAAGAAGACUAAAAGUGCAGAGGAUAAUGCCAGUAAGGGUAAGCUUCGGCUCGCAGUGGAAGAAUAUAGAGCAGCUCUUGCUUUGGAUCCAAACCAUACUGCACAUAAUGUACACCUUCAUCUUGGACUGUGUAAAGUCUUCGUGAAGCUUGGUAGGGGAAAGGAUGCUGUAACAAGUUGCACAGAAGUACUUGAAAUUGAUGAGGAUUUAGUUGAAGCUCUAGUCCAGAGGGGUGAAGCUAAGCUUUUAGUAGAAGAUUGGGAGGGAGCUGUGGCGGAUCUAAAAUCAGCAGCUGAAAAGUCACCUCAGGAUAUGAGUAUUCGUGAGACUUUAAUGAAGGCUGAAAGAUUGUUGAAAUUGAGCCAAAGGAAGGACUGGUACAAGAUUCUUGAAGUUUCAAAAACUGCAUCUAUAUCAGAGAUUAAGAAGGCCUACAAGAAGCUUGCCUUGCAGUGGCAUCCAGAUAAGAAUGUUGACAAUAGAGAAGAAGCAGAAGCCAAAUUUCGGGAAAUAGCAGCUGCAUAUGAGAUUCUGGGCGAUGAGGAAAAGCGUACCAGAUAUGACAAUGGAGAAGAUAUUGAUGAUAAUGGUAUGGGAAUGGGUGGUGGCGGGUUUAAUCCUUUUGGAGGAGGGGCCCAGCAAUUUACCUUCCACUUUGAAGGAGGUUUUCCUGGAGGAGGCUUUCCUGGUGGAUUUGGAGGAUUUCAUUUCUAACCUUUGUAACAUAUGGGAAUGUAUUUCCCCGAUGAUUUUACCGAGGAUGACUUGUGGAACAUCGAUUUUCUUUGGAAAAGCAAUUUUUGAUUAGCCGUUGAUAGGUGCAAUUCAUUUGAAUCUUUGUAGGCUAUUAUUCAGUGGUGUGUCAUUGCCACAGGUUGUACUUCAGAAAUCGACAAGGAAAUUAAUAUCACAUUGUAUGUAAAACACUGAUUCAAGGAAAAAUGGCAAGUUCUCUCAUGAA